Messenger RNA from Enterobius vermicularis (human pinworm), 846 nucleotides. The record is from the annotation of a GenBank genome assembly. Lineage: Eukaryota; Metazoa; Nematoda; Chromadorea; Rhabditida; Oxyuridae.
AUGCAGAAUAAAAGGAAACGCCAGGUCCUGUCUAAAAUAUAUCGUCUCAGUAGUAGCUUCAAUUUCAAACGGCCUAAAUCAGUUUGGACCCAAGAACGAAUCGGGUUCUGGACAGGCGACGGUGAAGACGAUCCAGCACACUGGUCUAUUCUAUACGGGCUACCUGAAGCUAUUUGCCAGGGGUACGGAACAGUUAGGAUGGAUGAGGCUGGCGCUGUCAAAGACCGUCAGCGCCAAAAUGUUGUUUCAGUACAUGAUGAUAGCGGGCAGCAAAAUGAAAAGAAAAUCAAAUGUGCCAAACUGGGCAUUAGCCCUAUCUAUCUCGCCGCAAGGGAAGUAUGCCCUUCGAUGGAGGAUGAGCUCAAGAACCAGGCAUUAUCGUCUCAAACAUACUUAUGUAGUAUACCCGCUUUGAGAGCUAUAUGGUAUUUUAAUAAAGUCACUCGUAGGAGUGGUAAGGGCAGCCUUAAAAUAGGUGCUAGAAUACAGGCGAACAACAUUUUCAUCAGGUUUAGCGCAGCAGCUACGGCACUAAGGCGCUUAGCAAAUAGUAGCCAGAGCAACCUAAACAAGCAGUGCUGUAAGGGUGCGAAACCACCAAGUAUGUCAUCCCAACAUGCAACAAGUGAAUUUUCAGUUUCUCCGCAGAUAGCCGUCCAGAAGCAACAUAUUAUAGACCACCGUAAACCAGACCUAAUAAGAAUAGGUGAUAAGAAUAAGCACAUUUGCGUAUUUGAAAUACAGAUGGCCCACGCAGCAGACAUAGAUAAGCAGCAUCCAAUUAAAUCUAACAAGUACACGAUCAACUUGAGGACGAAGGAUGACGAAGCAAUGGGAGUAAACUAG